Molecule: messenger RNA, 4446 nt
Organism: Coturnix japonica (Japanese quail)
Lineage: Eukaryota; Metazoa; Chordata; Aves; Galliformes; Phasianidae
Gene: SERAC1
Product: serine active site containing 1
Source: RefSeq, a predicted model, not a curated record
AAUGUCAGUGGCUGCUUACUGCAUAUUUUGCUGUAGACAAAUAGGAACUUCUGGCCCAGCCACCAAACACCACCCAUCUUGGAAUAAUAUAAUUAUUUCUUUGGCAUGUAACUGCUUCUUGUCUGCAUGCCACAAUUCUUAAAGUCAGAAGCUGAUGGCAGUGGGUCUAGGGCAAACCUCCUUCAUGCUGAAGAAAACCAAUUAUUCAUGAUAGGAAAAAUUGCAAAAGUAACUGGAUCGCUUAUACUAGGAGGUUUUGUAUUCAUUACAUAUGAAGUUUGGUCCUUAAAGAAGUUACUGCAAAUCGAUACUCAAGCUAUACAUCAAGAAAAGCUUAAAUCCCACGUGUAUAUAUGUACAUCUUCUCUAAAUCGAAAUGAAUAUCAAGGAAUCACAUACCAAGCCAGAAAAGAAAUCCAUAGAGCAGUAAGGAAAAUACUCGAGGCAGAAGCUAAAAUUUUCCGGAGACCUUUUAAUGAACGCUUUAGUACGUUUGAUGGAGAAGAUCAUGAAUGUGCAUUAUGGCUCCUCUUGAAAAGGACUCAGUCAGAAGACAAAGAGGUCCGACUGCAGGCUGUGCAAGAGCUGGCAAAGAACACUCACUGGCAUGAUUAUCAGUAUGGUACAGUUGCCCAAACCUGUGAUCAAAGGACUGCUAUAGGUUUGGCUCGAUCCAAAGAUAUCGACCUUCGCUUUUUCCUGCCUCCACCAUCAUUGCCAAAAAUGAAAAAUGACUGUCUCAUAGAGGAUGAACUUCGUUUGCUCUUAGUUUCUUUACCUCAGUCUGGUCUUGAUCCAUGUGUCAAGUACUUCACAUCUCUUGCUUUACGUGAAAGUAGUCAGACUCUUGCUGCUCAGAGGGGAGGCCUGUGGUGUUUUGGGGGAAAUGGACUUCCAUACUGUGAGACAUUGAGUAAAGUUCCUUCAGAGACAGUAGAACUCUUCUGCCUGCAAGCUUUAGUGCAACAUUCUAAGGUUUCAUCUCACUGUGAUAAAAUUGAAGCUCACGGCGGCCUUCAGCUGCUGCAGAAGAUAUACCAGCUACGUAAAGAUUCUGCAAAAAUACAGAGAAACAUUAUUCGCAUUAUUGGAAAUAUGGCUUUGGAUGAACGUCUUCAUUCAUCCAUAGUACGUGCAGGUUGGGUUUCUGUACUUGCAGAAGUAAUGAAAUCCCCUCAUGUCAUUCAGUCUUCUCACGCGUCCAGAGCUUUGGCUAACCUAGACAGGGACACAGUGCAAGAAAAGUAUCCAGAUGGUGUUUAUGUCUUACAUCCACAAUAUCGUAGCAGUCAGCCCAUCAGAGCAGACAUCCUUUUUGUUCAUGGUCUUUUGGGAGCAGCAUUUAAAACCUGGCGACAGCAAGACAUUGACCAACCUGUGGAUAAAAAGGCUUCAGAAGUGCAAGAGGAAUACAGCCAGUGCUGGCCAAAGACAUGGCUGGCUUCAGACUGUCCCACCCUUAGAAUCAUAUCUGUGGAGUAUGACACCCGUUUGAGUGACUGGAAAGCAAAAUGUCCUGUUGAGCCUCACAGGACGUCUAUUGCCUACAGGAGCAACGAGCUUCUGGAGAAGCUCAGAGCUGCUGGGAUUGGAGAGAGACCCCUGGUGUGGGUGUCACACAGCAUGGGCGGUCUUCUAGUGAAAAAGAUGCUGGUGGAUGCUUCCAAGAAUCCAGAAAUGGAUAAAAUUGUAAACAACACGAGAGGAAUCAUAUUUUAUAGUGUACCUCACCACGGCUCCCAGCUGGCUGAAUAUUCCAUAAGUGCCAGAUAUCUUCUCUUUCCUUCUGUGGAAGUUAAAGAACUCAGCAAGGAUUCUCCUGCCCUUAAAGUGCUGAAUGAUGAGUUCCUGUCUUUUGCCAAAGAUAAGAAAUUUACGGUACUGAGUUUUGCAGAAACCUUGCCAACGCAUAUAGGCAGCAUGUUGAAACUGCAUGUCGUACCUCUGGAGUCAGCAAAGUUGGGUAUUGGAGAACUUAUUCCAGUGGAUGUAAAUCAUCUUAAUAUUUGUAAGCCAAAGAAGAAGGAUGCUUUCCUGUACCAGCGUACAUUGAAGUUCAUUCAAGAUGUUUUAGCCACUGACCUUGGGGAAUGAGGUUUUUCCCAUCCUUGCCUACUUCUCUUUAGUGUAACACAGUAACUUCUCCUAACAGUUGUUAGAGGAUCUGCAAAGAUACUAUGUAUGUCAAUAGUAUCUACUCCUAAAACAACUUUUGGUGCGCCUUGAACUUAAGAGAAGUCCCUAACUUAUUUCUGAAAUCUAUUCAAAACAAAUACAAACUGAAACAUCCUCAUACAAACCUGGCAGAAAGAAAAGGAGUGUUGGCUUAGAGUAAUCAUGAUCUGUUGGCAAACUGUGUGCAGAUUGCUCCAGCAAUCUGGCUGAGAAUGGAUGGAGAUGUCCUUCUGGAGUAACACAGCUAGUGUAUGGGGGAUGCCCAGUGCAUCUCCUCUUAGCCAAGAAAGGUUGCUCUGAAGGUAGGUGGUCUUCAGUAAUGUCUGUACGCAUCUGGGACUGUAAGUCUCAUGAUUUGUGUAAGAAACAAUUGAGAUGGUUAUUUGUUAUGUCAAAGGUGGAAGGAAGCAUGUGAUUGCCUUAAAGCUUUGGUUUACUGUCUGUGUUUAGUAUGACAGAAGUCUCAGAAAAUUCAUGUGUGUGAAGGUAGCAUUUUGGUUAGUGGCCCGAUUAUGGACAUUUUUCUAAUUCGUUGGUUUUUUUUUUUUAAUAGACUUACCCAGGUUUGUUAGCAAAGGCAGCAUCUGUCUUCUGUCUGAAAAAAGAGAUAAAAGCUUCACUAAUUUCGGGAGGUUGUCUUGCAUAAACAACCGUGGUUGAUUUAAUCCAUUUGUAUAAAUGAGAAGAAAAACAAAUUAAGAAAAAAAUCACAAAUGUUUACAUUCUUGUACAUUUCUCUUUGAAUCUUAGGGAAUGACAAGAUUACUUUCUGUAAGAUAGUGUGUAUCAAGUCAGACUGAGUGCAGUUCUGUGCUCGGUCAUUUGCAAGGUACAGAAGGGAGGCCAGGAUGUUCUUCUUGAAAAGCUCCAUAGGAUGUACUGAGUAGGUGUCCCCAGCUCACAUUACUCGUUUAGAUAGAAUAGAAUCAUAGAAUCACCAAGGUUGGAAAAGACCUAAAAGAUCAUGCAGUCCAACCGUUCACCUAUUACCAGAUGAUCUUCAGCUGAUUUAAAAAGAGCACUGAAGAUGCUCUCAUGGGGUAAGACAGCUGCAAACCCCAACAAAGAAGCUGAUGCUUGGAGUUUGGAGCUCAGAUAGAGGGAAAAUUAAAACAGGAAAUAAAAAUUGGGUGAUUAUAUGAUCCCAAUCGAAAUGCAGAGGGUUCCACAGUGCUCAGAGCCCAAGUGCAUUUAUUGGUGUAGAUACAGAGAAAGACAAAAAGGUGUUGUCUUACCAGAGUUUGUUUGUGUUAAGGACACCUUAACAGCACUUAUAAGAAAUACCUAUUUUUAGAAAAAUAAUGGCAGCACUCCGUCACUUUUUUAAAGUCCCAGGUAGUUUGUAAGAGAAGCCCAGUCAAAGUGCCAUUUCUUUCCUACCUUCCUUUCUACUCCCAGCUCUCUCUAAAGACAAACAGGGUAUGAUUAGACUGUAUUUCUGUGGCUGACAGUUUGUUAAGUAAGGCCUGUAUUGAUGACAGGCAGAAGAUAUCUCUUAGCAUCACUUGUAUGAUAUGGAUCUAAUCUUACCAGCCUUAGAAUAAUGGCCCUAAAAGCUACCAGAGAGAUGCAACACAGUCCUUUAUGGGUUUGGUGCAGGUGUCAUAGGCCAUUGCUGCCCUGCUGGGUUCUGAGGCAGCUUUUUCUAUUACAGAGAGAACACUAUGUCUAAAAACACAUUUUUUGGAAGUCGAGUCUUGCUGAAGUUGCAUGAUACAAUUCACAACCCGCAGAACUACAGAGAAUGUGCAGCACUACACUCACAAAAGAGCGUUUUUCCCUGUAAUUGAGAUGUAGGAAAGAACAUUAGAUGGCAGUAUUUCAGGUAGAAAGUGUAACAGAAUUGUCAUAACUUCUGAAGGGGUUUAUCCUGUUUAAACUGUGGUUUAAACUUUAGAGUGUAAAUAUAUUAGAACACUUUGUACUCACAAAGUUGAGAGUAUGUCAAUCCCAUUGCCAGCAGACUACUACUAAUAACUGUUCUUGGUGUGACAAACCUUGUACUGAUUUUAAUGGACUUCUUUGGCAUGAAGGGAUUCAGAUCAUUGAUGUUACACAUUAAUCUUGUUCAGUAAUGCAUCCGUGCUUUGUUACUGGAACUGGAACUCUCAAGACAAUUUUCUCCUUUUUGUUAUUAAAUGUAUACAUGUGUAACCUUUAAAACUAAUGUUUUCAGUUGUGCUUUUUUGGGAAUAUAGUAACUAAAUGUGUUUUUAAAAAUGCAGUAAACAUGCCACAAAAUAUAUUAAAGGUGAUUGACUGUAUAAAGAA